CUCCGCGCGUGCGCAGACCGAGGGCGCUGGACCAAGGGGGAGGUGCCCGGCCGCUUCUCCCGCGUCCGCCAUUUUGUUGCUGUGGCUAUUGGGAGCGGGCUGGGUAGAAGGGCCCGGGAGGCGCGACUCUUGGUGGAGUAGGCGGCUUCGUGGGACGGCGAGGGCCGGUGCGGGCUCGUGAGGCUGCGGAGCCGGCGGGUUCCAGGACAGAAGUCACCGGAGCCACCCCUGGACGCCGGGCAGCUGAGAAGCCCGAGGCGGCCUCCGCCACUGCUCGGCUUCGCCCACCUCGACCCCCGGGCUUUGCCCCGUGUUCCCGGGCCGCAAAAGCCGGCCCGGUGCAGGCGGGCGGUGGCGGAGGAUGCUGCGGGGCCCGGAGCCGAGAGGAAGGUCCUGACCCAGCCCCCCGAUUGCGCCUCGAGGUGUUCCGAGAGGCCCUUCCUCGGCCCCAAAGCCGACAGCGGGUAAAGGCUUCACGAGCAGGCGAGAGCAGCAGACGCCGCCCAUCCCUGGACCCAACACCAUGUCGUCCGCCAGGUUUGAUUCUGCAGACCGCUCUGCCUGGUACAUGGGACCGGUGUCUCGCCAGGAGGCGCAGACCCGUCUCCAGGGCCAGCGCCAUGGCAUGUUCCUAGUCCGGGACUCCUCUACCUGCCCCGGGGACUAUGUACUGUCCGUGUCCGAGAACUCGCGUGUCUCGCACUACAUCAUCAACUCCCUGCCCAACCGCCGCUUUAAGAUCGGGGACCAGGAGUUUGAUCAUUUGCCGGCCUUGCUGGAGUUCUACAAGAUCCACUACCUGGAUACUACCACCUUAAUCGAACCAGCGCCCAGGUAUCCAAGUCCACCCAUGGGUUCUGUCUCAGCGCCCAACUUGUCUGCAGCAGAAGAAAAUGUGGAGUAUGUACGGACUCUGUAUGACUUUCCUGGGAAUGAUGCUGAAGACCUACCCUUUAAAAAGGGUGAGAUUCUAGUGAUAAUAGAAAAGCCUGAAGAACAGUGGUGGAGUGCCCGGAACAAGGAUGGCCGGGUUGGAAUGAUUCCUGUCCCUUACGUUGAAAAGCUUGUGAGGUCCUCACCACAUGGAAAGCAUGGAAAUAGGAAUUCUAACAGUUAUGGCAUCCCAGAACCUGCUCACGCAUACGCUCAACCUCAGACCACAACUCCUCUACCUACAGUUGCCAGUACUCCUGGGGCAGCGAUCAACCCUUUGCCAUCCACACAGAAUGGACCUGUCUUUGCAAAAGCAAUCCAGAAGAGAGUACCGUGUGCUUAUGACAAGACCGCGUUGGCAUUGGAGGUUGGUGACAUUGUGAAAGUCACAAGGAUGAAUAUAAAUGGCCAGUGGGAAGGCGAGGUGAAUGGGCGCAAAGGGCUUUUCCCUUUCACACAUGUUAAAAUCUUUGACCCUCAAAAUCCAGAUGACAACGAGUGAUUGCUGUUGCCGACCCUGCUGCUGCCUUGUUCUGCCUGUCGUAGUCUCCGUUGAAGUGGGAGGCACUCUCCCAUGCAAGUCACACCGAGCUGCUGGUGGCCGGCUUUCCAUCCACUGGGUCUCCUGCACAUUUGGAAUGCCUCCAGCCCCUGCCUCCUGGCAUUUGUAUCAUAGUCAUGCUGUCAAAGAGUAGCGGUCUUAGCGUCCUUCUGGACUGUGAACUGGAACCCUGGUGGAAGGAAGCACACAGUAGAACUGCACAGAAGGGUCUUCUUCUCAUCACUGCCUCGUUUGUAUUGGAGACGGACUCUUGUGUGAGCCUGCUGACGGUCCACACGGAGAGGGCUAGCCUCGGCAAGCUCUUGCUGUUGCUGGUCCACAGAGCAGUGGCUUUGCUACCGACUUGUUUUUCUUUGGACGACAGAGGAAGUAAACUCCAGACAGUUCUGUCCAAACUCCUGCAGUCUGGCUUGUUUCCACUUUCUUUUGUUUAGUUUUGGUUUUGGAAGACUAAUUCAUUAGAGUUGUGUGUUCUGAACAGAUUUUUAAAUAGUAGGUUGGAUUUUUGUGAUAGUCUAAGGAACAAUACGUGUCCCUGAGCUUCCAAACUGAAGCUGCUGUACGUAACUAAAGAAUAUGAAAAAGA
This is a messenger RNA of Peromyscus eremicus (cactus mouse), 2081 nucleotides long. It is a transcript of the gene Crkl, whose product is annotated as CRK like proto-oncogene, adaptor protein. Gene Ontology annotation, molecular function: protein binding. Bases 524 to 1435 code for a protein of 303 amino acids. Lineage: Eukaryota; Metazoa; Chordata; Mammalia; Rodentia; Cricetidae. The record is from RefSeq and is a predicted model, not a curated record. Gene Ontology annotation, biological process: positive regulation of ERK1 and ERK2 cascade. The transcript is spliced from 3 exons.